AAACUGCAGCCAACCAAAGAUGGAAACUGCACUUACAUCAGCAUUUAUGGCACAUUGUAGGCUACCCGUGAGAAAGUGCUUGAGCAAUUACUCAGCAAAUGUGUCCGGGAAAAGCAUUGCAGCGUUGUUCACCUUCUUUAAAACAUGUGUUCAAAAAUAGACCUCUAUACUUGUAGGUGCUGCCCACAGAAGAGGGAGACAGGAUGACCGAGGGUCCGAUGAAGCGGGGCAGCAGCGGCGGCGGGGACAGUCACUCUGAGCCCGCAGACACACAGCCGGUAGCCGCGAAAGAUGCAGAGGGCUCCGGGGUGGCUCUGAAGAAAGAGAUCGGCCUGGUCAGCGCCUGUGCCAUCAUAAUCGGCAACAUAAUUGGAUCAGGGAUCUUUGUGAGUCCUAAGGGGGUUCUGGAGAACGCUAGCUCUGUGGGCGUGGCCAUCAUCGUAUGGGUUAUCACCGGAGUUAUCACCGCCAUCGGCGCCCUCUGCUACGCUGAGUUAGGCGUGACCAUCCCCAAGUCGGGGGGAGACUACUCCUAUGUCAAGGACAUCUUUGGAGAACUGGCUGGGUUCCUGCAACUGUGGAUUGCUCUGCUGGUGAUCUACCCCACCAACCAGGCUGUGAUCGCUCUCACCUUCUCCAACUACGUCCUGCAGCCUCUCUUCCCCUCCUGCCUCCCCCCAGACAGCGGCCUCCGCCUGCUGGCUGCAGUUUGCCUGAUGUUGUUGACAUGGGUGAACUGCCACAGUGUGCGCUGGGCCACAUGUGUCCAAGACAUCUUCACUGCUGGCAAGCUUUUGGCCCUGGGUCUAAUCAUAAUCAUGGGAAUCGUCCAAAUAUGCAAAGGUCACUAUUACUGGUUGGAGCCAGAACACGCCUUCGAGACGUUCAGAGACUACGGUGUGGGUCAGAUAGCUCUGUCCUUCCUACAAGGAUCCUUCGCUUAUGGAGGCUGGAACUUCCUCAACUACGUCACAGAGGAGUUGGUUGACCCGUACAGGAAUCUCCCUCUUGCGAUCUUCAUCUCUAUCCCCAUCGUCACCUUCGUUUACGUGUUCGCCAACAUAGCCUACAUCACCGCCAUGAGCCCGCAGGAGCUGCUGGCCUCAAACGCUGUGGCAGUGACUUUUGGAGAGAAGUUGCUCGGUGUAAUGUCAUGGAUCAUGCCCAUCUCUGCGGCUCUCUCCACCUUCGGGGGGGUCAACGGCUCCCUCUUCACAUCGUCACGGCUGUUUUUCGCCGGAGCGAGGGCAGGCCAUCUCCCAUGUCUGCUGGCCAUGAUUCACGUCAAACGCUGCACCCCCAUCCCUGCCUUACUCUUCACUUUGAUCUCCACCCUGCUGAUGUUGUGCACCAGUGACAUUUACACCCUCAUAAACUACGUGGGCUUCAUCAACUACCUCUUCUAUGGCGUCACCGUCGCCGGGCAGAUCGUCCUGCGCUUUAAAGAGCCCGAUAUGUAUCGACCCAUUAAGGUGAGUCUGAUGUGGCCGGUGAUCUACCUGCUUUUCUGGGCCUUCCUGAUAGUCUUCUCCCUCUACUCUGAGCCGGUUGUCUGCGGCAUGGGCCUGGCCAUAAUGAUGACCGGCGUCCCUGUCUAUUUCCUGGGAGUCUACUGGGAAAAGAAGCCACAGUGUGUUGAUAGUUUGAUGGGUAAAUUUACUCAUCUGUGCCAAAAGCUUUGUUCGGUGGUCUAUCCGGACAUGGGGGACAAGGUGGAGCCCCAAGGGUCUCCAAAAGAAGAUGGAGAUAAGGAAGAUGGAGGAAGCCCUCUGACAGCUGAAUCUUGAUGAUGUGCAUAAACAAUCUCCAACAAUG
This is a messenger RNA of Gymnodraco acuticeps, 1815 nucleotides long. RefSeq names its product solute carrier family 7 member 8b (gene slc7a8b). Gene Ontology annotation, cellular component: membrane. NCBI's taxonomy places the organism in Eukaryota, Metazoa, Chordata, Actinopteri, Perciformes, Bathydraconidae. Gene Ontology annotation, molecular function: L-amino acid transmembrane transporter activity; neutral L-amino acid transmembrane transporter activity. The transcript is spliced from 11 exons. Gene Ontology annotation, biological process: neutral amino acid transport; amino acid transmembrane transport. Bases 204 to 1787 code for a protein of 527 amino acids. The record is from RefSeq and is a predicted model, not a curated record.